Messenger RNA from Agrilus planipennis (emerald ash borer), 4213 nucleotides. Its product is annotated as alpha-mannosidase 2. Bases 312 to 3734 code for a protein of 1140 amino acids. The record is from RefSeq and is a predicted model, not a curated record. Gene Ontology annotation, cellular component: Golgi membrane. NCBI's taxonomy places the organism in Eukaryota, Metazoa, Arthropoda, Insecta, Coleoptera, Buprestidae. Gene Ontology annotation, molecular function: carbohydrate binding; alpha-mannosidase activity. Gene Ontology annotation, biological process: N-glycan processing; protein deglycosylation; mannose metabolic process. The transcript is spliced from 17 exons.
ACACUCAAAAAUACUUAUUCAAUAUUAAAACUGAGUUUUUACAUUCAAAAUUUAAAAAGCUAGGAAUACCUACAAGACUUGAAAUACAAAUUAGAACUUUUAAGAAUUUGACAUAUCGACAUCUGUUGUAUUUAGGGACUGUAAAGAAAAACAAAAAGAGAGCUAAAAGAAGUAAUCGAAGUGAACCUCAAAUAUACAUAACUAACAUUUAGUAAAUAUUCAUUUCCAGGAAAUAAAUGUAAUAAUUAUUAAUGCUGUAUAAUGGAUAAUGAGUGCUGAAAGACUUGAGAGAGAUACAAAAAGUGCAUGAGAUGCGUACAAGAAGACUAAUACUGAUAUUUAUUUUGUGUAUAAUUUCUGUGACUUUCACCGUCAUUUAUUUUUUGACUGGGAGUUUAACAAAUGAUACUGUUUUUGUACCCAAGCCUGAGAAGUAUGCAGAUAAGAAGUGGGUAGAGUUUGAAGGACGAUUGAAACAACUUGAGAGUGAUUUAGUAAACCAUCAUGAAACAAUAAAAGACAUAAGCCAAUCUCUUCAAAAAAUCGUUACAGUGAAAAGUAAAAAUGCACCAAAAAUUCCCGAAGAAUUACUCCAAAAUGUUGCAGGUCAGACUUUAAUUUCAACCCAAAUAAUAAACAACAAUGGUUGCUCUAUACAAACAGGUCAUACUCCAAAAACUGAUAUUCAGAUGUUGGAACUUUAUAAACGAAUUAAGUUUGACAAUGUCGAUGGGGGUGUUUGGAAACAAGGGUGGAAAAUUGAAAUAAAUGAGAAAAAUUGGAAUAAAGAACAUAAACUGAAAGUAUUUGUUGUUCCUCAUUCUCAUAAUGACCCUGGUUGGCUUAAAACAGUUGAUGAGUAUUAUUUGAGUGCCACAAAACACAUCCUGAAUUCUAUGCUAAUUAAAUUAGAAGAUGAUCCCAGGCGCAAAUUCAUUUGGGCUGAAAUUUCAUAUUUUUCAAUGUGGUGGGAAGAACUGGACGAUUCUGAAAAGAAGAGAGUCAAAGAAUUGUUAAGAAAAAAUCAACUUGAAAUUGUAACAGGUGGUUGGGUAAUGAAUGAUGAAGCAAAUUCGCAUUGGUUAUCAGUUUAUUAUCAGCUUUCUGAAGGUCAUCAGUGGUUGAAGAAAAACUUGAAUUACAUUCCCCGUAGCCAUUGGUCUAUUGACCCCUUCGGCCUUAGCCCAACGCAGGCGUUUCUAUUAAAGAAUUCUGGACUACAAAAUAUGCUACUGCAAAGGGUUCAUUACUCCGUCAAAAAGGAACUUGCACGCAGGAAAGAAUUAGAAUUUAAAUGGAAGCAAUUAUGGGAUGAUGGUAGCUCCUCUGAAAUUUUCACACAAGUUAUGCCGUUUUAUUCGUACGAUAUUCCUCAUACUUGCGGCCCUGAUCCAAAAAUCUGUUGUCAGUUCGAUUUUAAAAGACUUUCAAUUUAUGGAUCAGUAUGUCCAUGGAAAAUAAAUCCAAAACCCAUCACUGAACAAAACGUUGCAGAGAGAGCAAGCCUUCUUUUGGAUCAAUAUCGUAAAAAGUCGAUGCUUUUCAAGACUAAUGUACUGCUAGUUCCUCUUGGAGACGAUUUUAGGUAUACUUUUCCAACAGAAUGGGACAAUCAGUAUAUGAACUACCAGAAAUUAAUGGACUACAUAAAUACUAAUGUGAAUUUACACGCUCAGGUACAAUUUGGAACUUUAAGUGAUUAUUUUGAUGCCGUAAGAGCAGAUAAAUCUAUGAAAGAAUUUCCAACAUUAACCGGAGAUUUUUUCACUUAUUCUGACAGAGACGACCAUUACUGGAGUGGAUACUACACUUCCAGACCAUUUUAUAAAAGAAUGGACAGACUUUUACUCUCAUAUGUACGGGGAGCUGAAAUUAUUUUAGCAUUGUCUCAGUUGUGUCAGAAUUCGGAUUCGGUUUCUUCCAAAACUGGUGUUAAUUCUUUAGAGGAGAUUGUCUCCGAAUCGCGACGUUCUUUGGCUCUAUUUCAGCAUCACGACGGAAUCACUGGAACAGCUAAAGACCAUGUGGUGAUAGACUAUGGAAAGAAGAUGUUGGCAUCGAUAAAAGGUUUGCAACAUGUAAUCCAGGCGUCAGUAAACUCAUUGCUGCUUAAUAAUUAUCCAAUGACGACAGAUGAGGUCGUUUAUAAAGUAGACGAUAUUUGGAGAAGUCAUGAUAAGGCGCCUGAAAGAUACACUAUUACUAUAGGACCAGAAUUGAGUACAAAGUACAUUGUCUUGUACAAUUCUCUUCCCCAAGCUAGACAUGAAGUCAUUUCAUUUGUGGUUUCUACACCAUUCUUACAGGUUUUAAAUUGGAAAGGUGCAAGGGUCAAAUGUCAGGUGUCCCCUAUAUUUGAAAAUAGCUACGAACCUCUCAUUUCUCAUUCAAAAUACGAAGUGUCGUUUAUAGCAUCUUUACCAGCUUUGGGAUUAGUCCGAUAUGUUAUACAGGCCCUUUAUGAGAAGGAAGUACCCCGGGAGACAACUUACGCAAAAGUAAAGAUUCUUAACCAUUAUAUGGAUAUUCCUACUCCCACUGGAUUUUCUUUUGUAGAAAUAUCCCCAACUCCGCGUGAAUUUAGUAUUCAGAAUUCAAAAAUUGUAGCUUCCUUUACCACAUUUGGCCUUUUAAAGGCCAUUAAAAUCGAUUCUAAAACUAUACCAAUUCAUUUAGACUUUGCAAGAUAUGGUGUUAGACAUACUCAAGAACGAAGUGGAGCGUAUUUGUUUUUACCAAAUGGCAAUGCCGUACCAAUAUCUCUAGAAAGUACCACCGUUAAAAUUAUCGAAGGCUCUAUUUUCUCAUCUGUUCAAGUUCGUUUGCCUUAUGUGCAGCAUUCAAUAAAAUUAUAUAACAGUACAGGGGCCGAUGGUCUGGGUUUAGAAAUUGAAAAUUUGGUCGAUAUAGAAAAAACAACUAACUUUGAAUUAGUUAUGAGACUGAUGAGUAACAUAAAAAGUGGCGAAGACUUUUUUACCGACUUGAACGGAUAUCAGCUAAUACGAAGAAAACGCUUUUCUAAACUUCCGCUUCAGGCGAACUACUAUCCCAUGCCGUCAAUGAUGUAUAUAGAAGAUAAUGGAACCAGAUUGACCAUGAUAUCGAGUACUCCUUUGGGCUGUUCGUCUUUGAAAGAGGGUCAAAUGGAGGUUAUGCAAGAUCGUAGAUUGAAUCAGGAUGAUAGCCGGGGAUUGGGUCAGGGAGUUUUGGACAAUCAUCCUACAAGACAUGUAUUCCGAGUGGUUUUGGAACAUAGAAAACGGGACUGUUAUGGUACAUCAGAUAAUUAUCCGUCUGGUUUUCCCACUUUAUCAGUCCACAUUGCUUCCCAGUCUUUGUUGAAUCCCAUUUUCAAAUUGCUCCGAGUUGAAGAUGAAGACCUGUCGUCACGCCCAGUCUACAUGCCUUCAGCGGCCGAAUUUGGGGUUGAUUACACCCUACCUAUAUUGAGAACUGACGUCUUGGUUGGUAACAAGACCUAUGUGGCCGUCACCUUACACAGGCAGCAAUUGGAUUUGUGCUUCUCAGAUGAACCUCUUCUCCAUCAAUUCCCUCUCAGCUCAGGAAAAGUGAACUUACAUGGACUUUUAUCAUUAAAUGGCCAAGGAGGAACUCUUACUGAAUCGUCGUUGACAUAUCUGUUCACCAACCGCAAAUUAAAUUUUUCCGAAGAUAUACAGUUAUGUCCCAUGCAGCUAAAGACAUAUUUAUUCGAUCGUUUUAUUAGGUGAAAAUUGUACUCGCCUAAAAUUAAUUUACCGUACACAUAUACCUAUUAGCAACUGUAUUUUAUACAUACAUGUAUUUGGGGUAUUUUUUUUACGUAGGUAGCUUACAUCAACUGAUAGUUCCUUUUUUUUAUCUCACGUUUUAAUUUAUUGGGAAUGUAUAAUACUCACUAAUGGGAAAGAUAUUAUUUUGACGAAAAGAAAUCUCAAAUAUUUAUAUUAAAUGCUAACUAAAGAUCUUAUAAUUUAUACAUAUAACAUAGUUCUAUUUAUAUACUAUUUAUUUUCUUUUUUUUUUUGGUAAAUUGUGCAGCUUGCUAACUGUUAAUAUUCCGUUAUAUAGUUUUUUAAUUAAAAUUUGGUUUGAAAUUUAAAUUUUUAGUAGGAUAGGAUUUCUUGUUGAGAAAGAAAAAAUGCACGUCAUAUUAGUUUAAAGUUUAUUUAUAGUAUGGUCAACUAAAAUAAUGCAUUAUUUAAUUUCU